CUGGAGCAGGAAUGUCGCCAACUGCCAAUUGGGUUCUGCCGCUUUUGCUGUGGCUUCUCUGCGCGGGAUUCCCCAGCCUGCAUGGAGCCGAUCUCUGCCAGCCCGUCGGCUGGCGGAACUUCCAGUGCAACGAGGUCGCUUCUCUGCAGGAUCUGGUAGAACUGGGCGCCGAAAACUGGCACACGCUCUCCAUACGCAAUGUGCAAACCGAACUGGAGGUGGGAUCAGGCGAAACUGCCGAUCACUUGGCCAACUUACUGGAUCUGGAUCUGACUGGCGCGGCUCCAAUAAAUGUGCAUACCAGUGGCUUUGCCAUUCUGCCCAAUCUGCGCCACCUGAAUCUCAGUGGUUGCGGCCUGGCUGACAUCCGGGGAAACCACUUUGCGGCUGAGUCAGCGCUGCAGCGGAUCGAUUUUAGUCACAAUCAGAUGGAGCUACUGGACCGCGACUUCUUUGGCCGCCUGAGGAAGUUGAUUUAUGCGAACUUCUCGCACAAUGCCCUCAAGCAAUGCGAUCUGCCGCACAUGCCGCUGCUGAAUCGACUGGAAUUGGGGCACAAUCGCUUGGUAAAUGCCACUUUCGGAGUUUGUCCACAGCUGCAGGAGUUGAUUUUGAAUGACAACCAACUGGCACAGUUGGACGUGAACGCCUUUCGAGGACUGCAUGGCCUGUUGGAGCUGCAGCUCAGCGGGAAUAGAUUGAGCUCCAUUGGCCUGGAAACCUUUCAGCCGCUCGCCCAGCUGCGAAAGUUGAACCUUUCCCGGAACGCCCUCGAUGCACUGCGUCCGAAUGUGUUUGGCGCUGUUCAGAACUUUGUGCUGCAUCUGCAGCAACUGGAUUUGUCCGGGAAUCGCAUUCGCCUGCUGUUCGACAACCAGUUCCGAGUGCUGGCCAGACUCCAGAUGCUGGAUGUGUCCAGGAACAGCAUCGCCAGCAUCAGUCCCGGCCACUUUGUGGGCUUGGGCGCACUACGGAAGCUGUAUCUGCAGUACAAUGCCAUUCUGGAAAUCAAGCCGGCUACCUUUGCCGUCCUGCUGAACCUGGACACCUUGGAUCUGUCGUACAAUAACCUGGAGUUCGUGGAGGAGCAGAUCUUUGGCAGCAACACCUUGCCUCGCAUGCGAAGGCUCAACUUAAAUGGCAAUCGCAUGAAGCAGCUGCAUCCACUGGCCUUCUCAUCGUUGCCAUUCUUGGAAUACCUGAAACUGGGCCAUAACGAACUGAAGUCCUUGGACGUGCGAAUGUUUGCGCCCAUGCGGCGUCUGCAGAAGCUCCAUUUGGGUCACAAUCUGCUGGAGGAGAUCAGCCUCGAUGUGCUGGAGAGCCUCAGUAGCGUGCAGGAGAUCCUGGUGGACAACAAUCGCCUGACCUUUCUGUCCAAGGUGAAUGUGAGCUUCCCGAACCUCAAGCGCGUGUCCAUCGAGGGCAAUCCCUGGCAGUGUCCCUGCUUCGUCAAGCUCCAACUCUGGUUGGCCACCAGGGAUGUGGUCUAUCUGCGCGACAACACGGGUUACUACAAGGGCGAACGACCGCUUUGUAUAGUGACCAAUGUGGAUAACUGCAUCCAGAAUUUACAGGCGGUGCGGCGCCUUGGAAUUUUAGGCGACUUCCAGGGGGAACAGGUGGAGGCGGAUGCUUUCGACGAAGAUGCCAGUGCAGCACAAGACUGAUAGGUGCAUGAUUGCUACCUUCUACUCGUAUUUAUAAUCAAAACAAUUGCUAAAACCCUAAAAGAUACCGACUACCUUGUCAUUCCAUUUUGUUUGCCCUGGGAU
Molecule: messenger RNA, 1775 nt
Organism: Drosophila teissieri
Lineage: Eukaryota; Metazoa; Arthropoda; Insecta; Diptera; Drosophilidae
Product: insulin-like growth factor-binding protein complex acid labile subunit
Exons: 3
Coding region: 12-1670 (552 amino acids)
Molecular function (GO): protein binding
Source: RefSeq, a predicted model, not a curated record